This is a messenger RNA of Aspergillus wentii DTO 134E9, 1909 nucleotides long. Its product is annotated as Zn(II)2Cys6 transcription factor domain-containing protein. Bases 245 to 1507 code for a protein of 420 amino acids. Gene Ontology annotation, molecular function: zinc ion binding; DNA-binding transcription factor activity, RNA polymerase II-specific. Gene Ontology annotation, biological process: regulation of DNA-templated transcription. The record is from RefSeq and is a predicted model, not a curated record. The transcript has 2 exons. Lineage: Eukaryota; Fungi; Ascomycota; Eurotiomycetes; Eurotiales; Aspergillaceae.
CUCCGGGGUCGCCCGUCAAGGCUAGAAUCCUUCAGGAUGCCUCGAAUGAGAUGUUCAGUUUACAGUGCUGACACAUGGCGUUCACGCCUGAGACAGCAAUCCUGCUAUAUAUCAGAUCUGACAAUGUCGAUCCCAAGGCUGUGUUGUCGUUAUAUUUGCUUCAAUACACUCAUAUUCCUUCCGCUCACCUCACUAACCAAUGUGAAGUUCAGUUCCUAUCGCUGUUUAUCUACAUUCCGGUAAGAUGGACUCUUCGAAGCUCCGAGCAGCCUGUGAUCGAUGCCACCAACUCAAGAAUCGCUGUGCACGGUCUGGAGGACUAGACAGCCGAUGCGAUCGAUGCGAGAGACUCGAUAUCGACUGUGUGUUUGGAACGAAUCUACGGAUGGGCCGUCCAAGAGGCCAACGAUCAAGAGCUGCAAAGAAAAGUCAAGCAGUACGAGCUCCCAGUUCUCCAAGCCAUUCUCGACGAUCUUCAUCCCGGGCUUCGUCCAAAAUACCGGGGAAAGAAAAGGAUUACGAGUCAUUGGACACACCUGGGCUGGAUGGAGAUGGAUCAACAGUUGGAGCAACACCACGGCUGUGGGAGGAUACAUUGUCUGAUGGGGCUCAAGGCAUUGAUCUUGACAUGCUGCUGCCAGAAGGUUCGCCGUCUGUUCCUGCCUCAAACCACAACUCGGAAUGGGAUUUCGACUUUCUAGCAUUCCCCCAACCGCUGCAUAUGAACGGCAACUAUCAUGAUAGUUCCCCAAACAAUACCCAUCUGGGAUGCGCGUCAGAAGAGAGAUAUUUGGGAUGUCAUGAGCUCUUGACUGCAAGCAAGAUUCCAUUCGAGCCACAAACAAGAGAUAUACAGUCGCGCCGUGGACCGACAACCGGGAGAUUACUAGAGCUACAGACCCAGCUACACCGAUUGAUGUGUGCACAAACCCCUGGAAACCAUGAGGGCAUUCAUGUUGAGUCCAAUAAUAUUCAACCGCACCCCCAUCCUCCCCUGGAUGAAGUACUGGGCGCGAUGAACAGCCUUCUGGAGAUGCUAAAAGAUGACAACAUGGAGACGCUAUACGAGAACAAGACACAACGACCGGAAUGUCCAGACUAUCUGAGUAUCCUGCAUGCACUCACGUGCUAUACGUAUCUCAUGGAGAUUCUGGAGCCUAUCGUUUCAUCUUUGGCCAGUCAGAUUGAAGGACGAGUCAAUCUGAUGCCUGCACCCUCAGAGCCGGCGGAUGACAGACGAUCAGCACUAACACUAGGAAGUUUCAGCCUUGCAUCGCAGCCAACAUUGAAUGCGCAUUUGGUGUUGCAUAUCGUCUUUAAGAUGGUCCAACGACUACACGGUUGUCUCCAAUCAAUGGCAUUUGCACAUCGAAGCCCUCUGAAUGAUGGGAUUUACUCUAGUACGCCAACAAGUAUUGCAGCUCAUUCUCUGCUGCGAGUAAUUGAAAAAAAAGACAUGUUACUACUAGAUAAGUUGCGAUAUGUGACAGAUGGGAGGUAUGUCUGACUAGAUCAUAAUCUUCAUUAUAGUUAAUACAAUCAUCGUAUCCAUCUGUAGUGUGACUGUAUCGAGUGCAACUGUUGGGAAUGUCUUUAUAUGACGCUGACAGCCUUGUCUGACAGACUAAUGUAGAUACGGGGUUACAUCCAAUAUAAAUAGCCAUCAAAAGUCGCCGGUCGAGUGCCGCCGGGAAAGUCUUUAGUCUCUCCAUAUCUGAAACAAUUCGAUCAUCUCUCCACAUCUACUGUCUGUCAGGAACUACGACGCACAUCACACAAUGACACCCCUUCCAGCAGUAAGUGAUCGUGCUCUUUGAAUAGCUUCAUCAUGCUGAUACCAUCUAGAUCCUUUGCCUUCAUGGCCACGGCACCAACGCUGCCAUUUUCCACCUGCAGGCUCGUCGAAUCG